This is a messenger RNA of Jatropha curcas, 1975 nucleotides long. Its product is annotated as Peptidase family M48 family protein. Gene Ontology annotation, cellular component: membrane. Lineage: Eukaryota; Viridiplantae; Streptophyta; Magnoliopsida; Malpighiales; Euphorbiaceae. Gene Ontology annotation, molecular function: metalloendopeptidase activity. The record is from RefSeq and is a predicted model, not a curated record.
AGAGUUGUAGCGCCAUAAAAAUUUAGUAGUAGAGUCAACAGUGCCCGUAAAUGGACUGGAUUCUGUAUGAGAGAUCCGACCCGAUCCAUUGAUAGUGGCACACCCAACGUCCACCGAUUCAGAGCUCUAGUCACUUCCAGAGGCGUUAACCUCACCAAUUUAUCAAGUAAGGUAAGGAGUUAUCGAUUGUGCAGAUGAUCAUGUUAUUUAUGCAAUAGAGCCUCCUAACGAACCAAAACAAAAAAAAAGUGCGGGUGUUUAACCUGUCCCGGAGGGCCGGAGUCGACAAGCAUGCUCGCCGUUUCUCAAUAACCUUAACUGUUUCCAGUCUCUACCAAACAAAAUUAUCUGCGCACCUGCGAUCAUGGGAAGCUUCAGGAAAGCUAAGCUCGCGAUCGGCGCUUUUUCAAGUAUAGCUCCGAAAAUCAUUCCCAGAGCUCCAUUUCAAGAGUCUACUUCGAGAAUCUUCCAAAAUGGGUCUUCACACUCUUCUUCUAAUCCAGCUAAGUUUUCUGGCUUCUAUCCAUAUUCUUCUAUUUCUCAGAGAUUUGGACUAGGUCUUCAAAUGGGUAUUAAAAGAACAGUAAAUUAUAAUAAUAAUCCAUUUCGCGGCGGUGGUGUUGGUAAGAGAUUUUACUAUGUAGACCGAUCCCAGGUAUACCAUUUUAAGCCGAGAGGCCCUAGCAGAUGGUUUCAGAAUCCGAAAACUGUACUGAUCGUUAUUUUGGUGGGUUCUGGUGCUUUUGUCACUAUCUAUUUUGGUAAUUUGGAGACUGUGCCUUACACAAAAAGAAAACAUUUUGUGCUUUUAUCUAAAUCCAUGGAGAAAAAGCUUGGAGAGGAGCAAUUCAAGCAAAUGAAAGCGGCAAUGAAGGGAAAAGUUCUCCCUGCAAUACACCCGGACAGCGUUAGGGUCCGCUUAAUUGCAAAAGACAUAAUUGAGGCAUUGCAAAGAGCUUUAAGGCCGGAACAUGUAUGGAGCGAUUUAGAGUAUGCAUCUCCAGAGAGUGAUCUAGCAUAUGAGGGUAGAGCUCAUGAGACAUUGAAGGCACUGACUGAGAGUGAAGGGAAAACUGAAACUAAGUGGUAUAAGGAUGAUGAGAUCCUCGAUGACAAAUGGGUUCAAAAGAGUAGAAAGAAGGGUCAAGAGAGAGGAUCAAAAGCAGAAACUUCACAUUUGGAUGGGUUGAAUUGGGAGGUUUUGGUUGUUAAUGAACCUGUUAUUAAUGCUUUUUGUUUGCCUGGUGGGAAAAUUGUUGUGUUUACUGGGUUGCUUGAACACUUCAGAACUGAUGCAGAAAUCGCAACAGUUAUUGGACACGAGGUUGGGCAUGCUGUUGCUCGACACGUUGCAGAAGGGAUCACAAAGAAUAUGUGGUUUGCCAUCUUGCAACUUAUUCUUUAUCAGUUUAUCAUGCCUGAUCUAGCCAACACGAUGUCUACUCUAUUUUUGAGACUUCCUUUCUCCCGGAGGAUGGAAAUAGAGGCAGAUUAUAUUGGGUUAUUAUUGAUGGCUUCUGCUGGAUAUGAUCCUCGAAUUGCACCUAAAGUGUAUGAGAAAUUGGGGAAGAUCGCUGGUGGUUCAUCAUUGCAAGAUUAUCUUUCUACUCAUCCAUCUGGAAAGAAGAGAUCUCAACUGCUGGCUCAAGCUAAAGUGAUGGAGGAAGCACUUAACAUCUACAGGGAAACACUAUCUGGACGAGGGGUCGAAGGCUUUCUUUAGAUUACCUCCAAACGCACAAUCAUUACAGUUAGAAGCAAUACUUGCUGGAAAGUUGCUUAGUCUGUUAUUUAUAUAAAUUCUCCAGUCACCUUUUCUUGUACCCGGCAGAAAAUUUAUCAUUAUAAUACAAAUGUAACAUGGGCACUGCGGCUACAGAAAUUUUUUCUUUUCCUCUCAAUUGAGUCUGUUUUCUUGGGAAUUUGUUCUUUUGUCCUCUUAACAUAUGUUUUCUUAUUGGCGCUUUCUGUAUUA